This is a messenger RNA of Microtus ochrogaster (prairie vole), 2125 nucleotides long. It is a transcript of the gene Pheta1, whose product is annotated as PH domain containing endocytic trafficking adaptor 1. Gene Ontology annotation, biological process: endosome organization; receptor recycling; retrograde transport, endosome to Golgi. The coding region runs from base 594 to 1307 and encodes 237 amino acids. Lineage: Eukaryota; Metazoa; Chordata; Mammalia; Rodentia; Cricetidae. The transcript has 4 exons. Gene Ontology annotation, cellular component: trans-Golgi network; recycling endosome; early endosome. The record is from RefSeq and is a predicted model, not a curated record.
CAGGUGUGAGCUACCACAGCGGGUGCUCUGCCUGCUUCAGAAUGUUUCCCCUGUAGUUUGUCAUAGGGUGUCCUUAUUUUUAUCUUCUGAGCCUCCUUGAAGCCCGUUGAAGAAACUGAGGUCUGGGAAGUGGCUGUGACUAGUCUCCCACCCUAGACCAACUCGGACAGUUUUCUGGUUACUAGAGCAUCUUGCCCUGUUGAUUCAGUAGUGUGGUGCUCUCAGCAGACUGAACUGGAGGGAGCGCAGGGUGGUUAGAAAACGGGGAGCAGGUGCUCCCUCCAGGGGAAGCUAAAACCAGUGUCUCAGCCUCUUUUUCUUUGCUCAGCUGGAGCAGGCAAGGGUCAGGGACUUGGCUGGGCCUUCUGUCUGCUAGGGUGGCCCCAUCUGCGCAGUCAGAGUGGACUCCCAGAAGUACCUGCUAUACACUGGGCUCUCACAUCCAGACAGAAAAACCCUCCCUUCCUGGAGCAGGCAUGAAUGAACCAGAUGAAGAACUAGAGAUCCAGAGAGGCUGACUGUGUGCACCGAGGUGACCCAGCCUGGAGACUGAGCUGACUUGUAACUGAGGGACAAGCGCAGGCCUUGCGGCCAUGAAGCUGAACGAGCGCAGCCUGGCCUUCUACGCAACCUGCGAUGCUCCAGUGGACAAUGCUGGCUUCCUCCACAAGCGUGGUGGACGCGGGGCGGGCUCGCACCGGCGCUGGUUCGUGCUUCGUGGCAACAUGCUCUUCUACUUCGAGGCAGAGGCCAGCCGCGAGCCGCUGGGCGUCAUCCUGCUGGAGGGGUGCACGGUGGAGCUGGUGGAUGUCCGGGAGGAGUUUGCCUUCGCCGUGCACUUUGCUGGUGGUCGCUCUCGGCCCUACGUGCUGGCAGCUGAUAGCCAGGCGGCCCUGGAGGGCUGGGUGAAGGCGCUGUCACGAGCCAGCUUCCACUACCUGCGCUUAGUGGUGCGUGAGUUGGAGCAGCAGCUGGCAGCCAUGCGGGAGGGAAGCCCUGCCAAUGCCUUGCCGGCCAGCCCAAGCCCAGUCUUGAACCCUCGACCCAAGGAGAAUGGCCGGGCAGUAUGGAGUGCGCUGCCUGAGCAACCCACUGCAGCCCCCCAGCGCCCACCGCUACCGCCCCGUCGCAGGGCCUCUGCUUCCAAUGGGCCCUUGUUAUCAUUCGCCCAGCUACAUGAGCAGUAUGGACUGGAGGUGCGGGCCCUCAGGAGCCAGUGGCGUGGAGGCCACACUGGCCUAGCUGGCCUGGAGGUCUCCUGGCAUCCUUCUGAGUCUGGUGGGACUCAUACACAGGACCAGCCUUAAGGGGCCUACUGGCUGUGAGGGAAGCCUGAGUAAAGCCAGGCUUCCGGGGGACAAAGGACAUGUGACCCAGAAGACCUGACCUCUGGGGCUCAGUGGCAGUUACUGCCAAGAAGAACCUGGGACCUGAACAUUCUACAAGAACUCAAGGAAUUGGUUGCUAGAGAGUCCUGCCCCAGGACAGCCCUGGAGUAAGGCCCAUGGGGCCCAAGGUCCACCUAGUACUGGUCCUCACAAGGGUCAGGAAGCCUGGGCCCAGAGGCUGCUGCAUGGGCUUCUCAUUUGGGUCUGAAGCAGCAGGUAGAAGGUGGAGUUAAACUGGAUAAAUCCCCAAGGCCCUGGCCUGGAACCAGCUAAGGCAGGACUUUGCCCGGCCUUGGCAGGCAGGGCCUCUUAGAGCCAAGUAACCUCCAGUCCUGGGCUGUGGCCUAGCUUCCUCCCAGCUUCACCUCUGCCUGAUUCCAGACAACCAGUGGGCCUCCCUGCUGGGUCCCUGCUCAGUGCUGGCUCUCUUCCAGAGUGUUGGGCGGGACAACCUGCCCCACCUGGGUCUUGUUUACAGUCCUCCUCAGUGCCCUGCCCUGGGGACUGGAGGACACUCGCUCCAGUCUCUGCGUCAGAUGGACAGAUUUCACCCUGGCCCCACUUGUCUGUCCCGGGAGGCCCUGAGUUGGGGUUCUGUAGGUGAUUUUGCCACCAGAGCCUCUUGGCUGCCUGCUGGUUCAGGCGCCAGGGCUUGGCUGUGGGUUUCACUUUGAAGUUUAUAAGGUAUUGCUUUUGUCUUUCUUCCAGCAGUGAAGUUUAGUAUCCUCACCCCCCCA